AUGACAGUGAAACAAGCUUCAGUCUGCAUACUAUCGCUUUACAUUCACUCCAACAAUCCAACAUUCUAUGGGGAGUUUAACAACAGCACCCGGUUUGUAGCAAGGAAGAGUGGAGCUAGUUUUGUGCUGACUAUUGAAGAUGCCAGACCAUCAGAUAUGGGGAUGUAUUACUGUGCCACACGAGAUUAUGAUGCCAUGAUCUUCGGAAAGGGUGUGUAUUAUCAUGUGACUAUCAAGCUCUUUAAGUGGUUAUAUUAAAACAAACAAAAUUAUGAGAACCUUGGUUUUACUGUGUUAUAAAAGGUGCAGAUUCCAGGAACCAGCAUCUUACUCAGCAGCCUGUAUCUGAGUCGGUCCAGACAGGAGACUCUGUGACUCUGAACUGUACAAUACACACUGAGACCUGUGUAGGAGAACACAGUGUCUAUUGGUUCAGACAUGGCUCAGGAGAAUCCCAUCCAGAAUCAUUUACACCCAUGAAAAUAGGAGUGAUCAACAUGUCUACAACCUCCCCAAGAUCAACCUCAGCCUCCUUGUGCUGGGACUUACCACUGUGCUGUGGCCUCGUGGGGAGAUACUGGGAACGGGACCAAGCUGGACGUUGA
Coregonus sp. 'balchen' is the source of this 605-nucleotide messenger RNA. NCBI's taxonomy places the organism in Eukaryota, Metazoa, Chordata, Actinopteri, Salmoniformes, Salmonidae. The record is from the annotation of a GenBank genome assembly.